Peromyscus leucopus (white-footed mouse) is the source of this 1719-nucleotide messenger RNA. RefSeq names its product motor neuron and pancreas homeobox 1 (gene Mnx1). Bases 326 to 1540 code for a protein of 404 amino acids. Gene Ontology annotation, molecular function: DNA-binding transcription factor activity, RNA polymerase II-specific; sequence-specific double-stranded DNA binding. The record is from RefSeq and is a predicted model, not a curated record. Gene Ontology annotation, biological process: endocrine pancreas development; spinal cord motor neuron cell fate specification; regulation of DNA-templated transcription. The transcript has 3 exons. Gene Ontology annotation, cellular component: nucleus. Lineage: Eukaryota; Metazoa; Chordata; Mammalia; Rodentia; Cricetidae.
ACCAAGGCGCCAGCGGCCUCGGCGCGGUCGCUUGAGCGCUUGAGAGCAGAGAGCCGGCCUCCCCAAUCCAAACUCGCAGGAGCGCUCGCGUGGGAGUUUGUACCAGCGAGUGGAGCGCAGUCGCCCGGAGGACCACAAGGAGGAGGCGUCUGGAUCAUGGUCGCUCUCGGCUGAGUUUACGGCUGCGACUUUGAUUAUUGGCAAAUAAUCGCAGUAACAAUACCGAGCCCUCGGGCUGGCCACCGCCACAUUCAGUCUCUGCAAGCCCGCACACGACCGCGCGGCGCCCACCCCUGGACACUGAUCGUCAGUCCCAAACGAGCCGAUGGAAAAAUCCAAAAAUUUCCGCAUCGACGCCCUGCUGGCGGUGGAUCCCCCGCGAGCCGCUUCCACUCAAAGCGCGCCGCUGGCCUUGGUCACUUCGCUCGCGGCCACAGCAUCUGGCCCUGGUCGAGGCGGCAGCGGUGGCGGGGGGACCAGUAGCGGGGCAAGCCGCAGCUGCAGCCCAGUGUCCUCGGAGGCCACUGCAGCGCCGGGAGACCGCCUGCGAGCUGAGAGCCCGUCACCCCCGCGCUUGCUGGCUGCGCACUGCGCUCUGCUGCCCAAGCCCGGAUUCCUGGGCGCCGGAGGAGGCGGCGGCGCGGCGGGUGGGCCGGGCACUCCCCACCACCACGCGCACCCGGGUGCCGCCGCCGCCGCCGCUGCCGCCGCCGCUGCUGCCGCUGCCGGCGGCCUGGCACUGGGGCUGCACCCGGGGGGCGCGCAGGGCGGCGCUGGCCUCCCAGCACAAGCGGCUCUUUACGGUCACCCGGUCUACGGUUACUCGGCGGCGGCAGCAGCGGCUGCGCUGGCGGGCCAGCACCCUGCGCUUUCCUACUCCUACCCUCAGGUGCAGGGCGCGCACCCCGCUCACCCUGCCGACCCCAUCAAGCUGGGUGCCGGCACCUUCCAGCUGGACCAGUGGCUGCGCGCGUCCACCGCAGGCAUGAUCCUGCCCAAGAUGCCGGACUUCAGCUCCCAGGCGCAGUCGAACCUCUUGGGGAAGUGCCGAAGGCCCCGGACCGCCUUCACCAGCCAGCAGCUGUUGGAGCUGGAACACCAGUUCAAGCUCAACAAGUACCUGUCGAGGCCCAAGCGUUUUGAGGUGGCCACCUCGCUCAUGCUCACAGAGACCCAGGUGAAGAUUUGGUUCCAGAACCGCCGAAUGAAAUGGAAACGCAGCAAAAAGGCCAAAGAACAGGCUGCUCAGGAGGCAGAGAAGCAAAAGGGCGGCGGCGGGGGCGCCGGCAAAGGAUGCGCUGAGGAGAAGGCGGAGGAAGAGCUGCUGGGGCCGCCGGUGUCCGGGGACAAGGCCAGCGGCCGUCGCCUGCGGGACUUACGAGACAGUGACCUGGAUGAGGAUGAGGAUGAGGAUGAGGACGACCACUUCCCCUACAGCAAUGGCGCGGGUGCCCACGCUGCCUCGUCUGACUGCUCAUCCGAGGACGACUCGCCUCCCCCAAGGCCGGGCGGCCCGGGGCACCAACCUCCGCCCCAGUAGUUGCCUCAAGCUCGGCAGCAGGGACGCGCACGAUGGCCACCCGGUUGCGGGUUUCCAACCCCAUCCUGUGGCCAGCAGCCAGUCUGUCAGCCUGUCCCCGGACCAUGCAUCCAGGUGCAGGCUGGGGUGGGGGAUCCUAUUUGGGCCCUCGAAGAACAGCGAGAGAGGAGAGAGAGAGA